UCAAACACACUCCUCUUUUUCUUUGAUUCCCUAGCAAGACGCUUGCAUCCUUAUUUCUUCAUUUACAAAACUAGCAAACCUCAGAAAAUUCCACACCAAUCAAAUCCCCUUCUACAUUAUUACAUGACAGUUGACAGAGCCAUAAAUCAUUAAAUCUCAACUAUUAGAAUUCCCUUAAAAACCUCCAAACCCAUCAAGGCAUCAAAACAAUGCUAGAUCCAGCCGCUGAAUUGGUGCCACCACCAUCUUCACCCACCAACUCUUCCAUUUCCUCUUCUGAUCUUGACACUGAGUCCACAGGGUCGUUUUUUCAUGAUAGAAGCACCACAUUGGGUACUCUAAUGGGAGUGAGCUUCCCAGCCAUUGCAUUCAGAGCUCCGUCGCAGCACCGCCGCGAAUCGCCGGCGGAAGCAGCAGCGGGAUCGAGGCGAGCCGCCGCAGCCGCGUCCAAGAAGAAGAAGAAGACAGCGAAUGCUUCAGCUGCCGCGGUGGCGGAACGGCGGAGGAGGUGGUGGCAGCUCUGCAGGGACGGCGACUCCGGCCCAGCGUCGCUCGGAGAUUUUCUUGAGGUGGAGCGGAGGUUCGGCGAUGUUGAAUUCUACGGCGCGGCGGCGGAGCUUGAGGGGAUAGUGGCACCAGCCGGUGGCGGCCAGCAGAGAAACGGAGGGAGGGUUCUGUUUGCCGACGGUAGGGUUCUUCCGCCGGAGGCUAACGUCGACGACGAUGGCGCAGCGGUGGCUGCGGGGAGUCUGUGCAAUAGGUUUCCAGUUUCGCUGGCCGGGAUCUGUAGCGGCGGCGCAGGAUAAGGAUCAAAUCAUCAAAGGCCUUUAAUUUUAUUUUAUUGUUAAUAAAAUUACUUCCUCUUCUUUUAAAUUAUUUUUGGUGGGGAUUGUUUGGUUGUUGGCUAAUUGGUGUAGAGAUUAUUUUUGCCUGUGGUUUACGUGCAAAAAAGCAUGUUUCUGCUUUUGGGAAAUUUUUUCUUUAUCUACUUUUCAUGUUACCAUGUAUAUCUCAAUGUUACUACACAUACAUA
Arachis stenosperma is the source of this 1033-nucleotide messenger RNA. RefSeq lists its product as uncharacterized. The coding region runs from base 210 to 806 and encodes 198 amino acids. Lineage: Eukaryota; Viridiplantae; Streptophyta; Magnoliopsida; Fabales; Fabaceae. The record is from RefSeq and is a predicted model, not a curated record. The transcript has 2 exons.